ACACUAGGGAAAGAGAGACAGAGGGGCAGAGACCCAGAGAUUCGUCUGCGAUGGUGAUUAGGUCGGCGUCGAUCGUCCUCGUUGCGUUCUCGUCCGCCGUCGAUCGUGACUCGUUUAGCGUCGAUUCUCCUCCUCCGGCUCGAUCGUCCUCCUCUGGCGUUGAUUUUCCUCCUCCGGCUUGGCCCUCCUCCUCCGGCAUUGAUCGUGAGUUGUCCAGCGUCGAUCGUCGUUCGUAAGCAAAGCUUGGAGUGCUCGAAAGAAACUAAUAAAAAAUUGAGAGGCUACUGAACAGCGCCUCGUCUUCCCUGGCGAGGCACUGUAGCUGAAAAUCAAAGUAGCUAGCCACCGGCGAGGCUGCUGGAGAUGAAUUUUCUGCUUUUAGCUAGCUAUAGUAACAAAAAUAGAGGAAUAGAGAGGCUUCUGGAAGAUUGGAAAAACCAUAUCAAAAUUCCUAAUUCCUUAAUCAAUCAUUCCUUAAUUAACUAAUUCCUUAAUUGAUCAAAUUUCUUUCAAAAUUCCCGCAAUCUCUCUCUCUCCCUCUCUAAAUGCAUUUCAAAAUUCCCGCAAUCUCUCUCUCUCCCUCUCUAAAUGCAUAUAUAUAUAUAUAUAUAUUCGCAUACACACAGCUAUUCAGUAUGCUGUUGUAGUUGUUGCAAUGGAGAAUUUCUUUUUGCUGAUUUUCUUGUUGCUGAUUUUCUUGUCGCUGCUUAUGAUAUUUCUUCAGAGGAUGAUUCGACUUUCAGUUGGUGGGAGAAAAUUAGAAGGGCGUAAAUCUUCCUCGGGAAAAUCCGGUGUGGGCUCCUCUUCACACCCUGGUUAUAAUGUUAAGAACACGACACUUCGUGCAUCACUGAACAAAGAUGUAACACCUGAUAAUAAUCAAAAUGCCAUGAGAGCGCCUCAAGCAAAUUGUGACAAAGUAAGAAAGUCAAAUAUGUCCAAGGAAUCUACUGCUAAGACUCGGGAUUUGACUUUUAAAUCUGGAUGUGGAAGUAAAACCAAUGCUGUUGCAAAGUCAACCCACCUAGAAACUGUAAAAUCAAAGGUUAACAAAGUUGUGCCUUCUAAAGCCACGAGGCUACAUAGAGUCAAUUCACAAGAUUCUGUCACUGGUGCUACAAAAGCCAUGAGGCUACAUAGAGUCAAUGCACAAGAUUCUGUGAAUGGUGCUACAAAAGCAGAUGACAAAGUGGUAGUCAACAAGAAUAAUAGACUUGGAAAUGGUAAAGAGAACGUUACGAGUCAGAGACCCAACAAUGGAGCUGGAGGCUUUCUUUUCCUGUUGAUUGGUUAUUUUUUGAUCUGGGAAUGGUAUAUUCACUUCAAUAUGUUAUGGAUUCUUGAUCUUGGUCUAUUUGGGUUCAUGUUUAAAACUAGGUUUUGA
Messenger RNA from Camellia sinensis, 1384 nucleotides. Lineage: Eukaryota; Viridiplantae; Streptophyta; Magnoliopsida; Ericales; Theaceae. The record is from RefSeq and is a predicted model, not a curated record.